UUAUAAUUUUCUCUUAUCAAGCGUCCAGAGACCGGACUGGAGGAGAAGGGGCAGGGAUGAAGGACACAGACAUGGAAAAGGAAAACGACGUGGAGAUGGUGUCCUCUGCCAAACACGAACAAAACGGGAAAGUUUGUGAGGGGGAGAAGGAUGACAAAGAAAAUAAAAAGAAGAAAGAAAAAGUGCCGAAGGAGCCCAUGGUCGGCCCUCUCGCUGUGUUCAAGUUUGCAAAUAGCUUGGACAUUCUGAUGAUUUUAGUCGGCACUGUGAUGGCAGUGGUCAACGGCAUAGUGCUUCCUCUCAUGUGUAUUGUCUUCGGAGACAUGACGGACAGUCUCAUAAAUGGCUCCGCUGUCAACCUAUCCGACCCCAAUUUAAUAAACAUGACCAUGGCCAUCAAUAUAGAAGAGGAGAUGACUGUCUUUGCCAUUUAUUACUCCAUCAUGGGAGCCAUUGUGCUGGUUGCAGCCUACCUGCAGGUGUCUUUGUGGACUCUGGCAGCUGGGCGGCAGGUGAAACGCAUCCGCGUCUUGUUUUUCCAUAAAAUCAUGCAGCAAGACAUUGGCUGGUUUGACGUCAAUGAGACAGGAGAGCUCAACACGCGUCUCACAGAUGAUGUCUACAAGAUCCAAGAGGGCAUUGGUGACAAGGUGGGGAUGCUUAUCCAGAGUCUCAGCUCCUUCAUCACAGCAUUUGCCAUUGGCUUCACCAAAGGCUGGAAGCUAACUCUCGUCAUCCUGGCUGUGAGCCCUGCACUGGGCAUCUCAGCGGCACUUUUCAGUAAGGUGCUGACAAGCUUCACCUCUAAAGAGCAGAGCGCAUAUGCAAAAGCUGGUGCUGUUGCAGAGGAAGUGUUGUCUGCUAUCAGGACAGUGUAUGCUUUCAGUGGUCAAGAGAAAGAGAUUGGGAGAUAUCAGAAAUACUUGGAGGAUGCUAAAAGGAUGGGAAUAAAGAAGGCAAUCUCUGCUAACAUUGCCAUGGGCUUCACCUUCAUGAUGAUCUAUAUGUCCUACGCUCUGGCCUUCUGGUACGGCAGUACCCUCAUCCUGAAAGGGGAGUACAGCAUUGGAUCUCUGCUGACUGUGUUCUUUGUUGUGCUUAUUGGCGUUUUUUCCAUGGGACAGACCUCCCCCAACAUCACAACUUUUGCUAGCGCCCGAGGAGCAGCCCAUAAAGUCUACAGCAUCAUUGAGCACGAACCAAGCAUCGACAGCUAUUCAAACGAUGGUUUCAAGCCCGACUUCAUCAAUGGAAACAUAGAGUUCAACAACAUCCACUUCAACUACCCCUCAAGGCCUGACGUCAAAAUAUUAGAAAACAUGUCUCUGAAGGUGACGAGUGGACAGACCAUGGCUUUGGUGGGCAGCAGCGGCUGUGGUAAAAGCACAACGAUCCAGCUGCUGCAGAGGUUCUACGAUCCUCAGGAGGGAUCAGUAUCUAUCGAUGGUCACGACGUCCGCACUCUAAAUGUCCGCUACCUGAGAGAGAUGAUCGGAGUGGUGAGCCAGGAGCCCAUCCUGUUUGCAACCACCAUCUCUGAGAACAUCAGAUAUGGUCGACUCGAUGUGACUGCGCAGGAGAUCGAACAAGCCGCCAAGGAAGCCAACGCUUAUGACUUUAUCAUGAAACUUCCAGAUAAGUUUGAGACGCUGGUCGGCGAUCGAGGAACUCAGAUGAGCGGAGGACAGAAGCAGCGGAUUGCAAUUGCUCGGGCUAUGGUCCGUAACCCCAAAAUCCUCCUGUUGGAUGAAGCCACAUCUGCUCUAGAUGCUGAGAGUGAGACCAUUGUGCAAGCUGCACUUGAUAAGGUCCGACAAGGUCGCACCACACUAAUUGUUGCUCACCGUCUGUCAACAAUCAGAAAUGCAGAUGUUAUUGCAGGCUUCCAGAAAGGUAAAGUUGUUGAGCUGGGGAUUCACAGUGAGCUGAUGGAACAAAAGGGUGUCUAUCACACACUGGUGACCAUGCAGACCUUUCAGAAAGUGGAAGAAGAGGAAGAGGAAAGUGAAACGCCUGCAGAUGAGAAGAGCCCAUUAGCCAUUAACCACACUGAGUCUUCGCUGUACAGGAGGAAGUCCACAAGAGGCUCCUCCUUCGCGGCUUCGGAAGGAGGGAAGGAAGGGAAGGAAAAGUUAGAGGAUGACAAGGACAAGGCAGAUGAGGAUGAAAAUGUCCCUCCAGUGUCGUUCCUAAAAGUGAUGCGUUUAAACAUUUCCGAAUGGCCUUUCAUUUUGGUGGGGACUAUAUGUGCCAUCAUCAAUGGAGCAAUACAGCCUAUAUUUGCUAUCAUCUUCUCCAAGAUCAUCACUGUGUUUGCUGAAUCAGACGAAGAUGUAAAAAGGCAAAGAGCCAACUUCUUUUCCCUAAUGUUUGUUGCUAUUGGAGGUGUGGCCUUUGUCACCAUGUUUCUACAGGGUUUCUGUUUUGGUAAAUCUGGAGAAUGUCUCACCUUGAAACUGAGACUUGGGGCCUUUAAAUCCAUGUUGCGACAGGAUCUUGGGUGGUUUGAUUUGCCCAAAAACAGUGUUGGGGCGCUCACUACAAGACUGGCCACAGAUGCAGCUCAAGUCCAAGGGGCCUCAGGAGCGCGUAUGGCAACACUUGCCCAGAACGUUGCCAACCUUGGCACUGGUAUCAUUCUGGCCUUGGUGUAUGGCUGGGAGCUGACGCUGCUCGUCCUGGCUGUGGUACCUGUCAUAGCACUGGCUGGAGCUGUGGAAAUGAAGAUGCUCACAGGACACGCAGCUGAAGACAAGAAGGAGCUAGAGAAGGCUGGAAAGAUUGCUACAGAGGCCAUAGAGAACAUCCGUACUGUUGCCUCCCUUACAAGAGAGCACAAGUUUGAGUCUUUGUAUCAAGAAAACCUCAUUGUACCAUAUAAGAACUCACAGAAAAAGGCCCAUGUGUAUGGUUUUACGUACUCCUUCUCCCAGGCCAUGAUCUACUUUGCCUACGCAGGCUGUUUUCGCUUUGGAGCUUGGCUCAUUAUGGAACAAAGGAUGGACGUUGAGGGGGUGUUCCUUGUGAUUUCAGCCGUCCUUUUCGGUGCCAUGGCUGUUGGGGAGGCCAACUCCUUUGCUCCAAACUAUGCAAAGGCUAAAAUGUCAGCUUCACAUCUUAUGAUGCUGUUGAACAAAGAGCCAGCCAUUGACAAUUUGUCAAAGGAGGGAGAGUCGCCUGAAAAAUUUGACGGCAACGUGAGCUUUGAGUCUGUCAAGUUUAACUACCCUUCUCGCCCCGAUGUGACCAUCCUCCAAGGGCUGAACCUGCAGGUGAAGAAGGGGGAGACUCUGGCUCUGGUUGGGAGCAGCGGCUGUGGAAAGAGCACCACCAUACAGCUGCUGGAGAGGUUCUAUGACCCCCUGGAAGGGAGAGUGGUCCUAGACAAUACAAAUAUCAAAAAGCUGAACAUCUACUGGCUGAGAUCUCAGAUAGGCAUCGUGUCCCAGGAGCCUGUGCUUUUCGACUGCACCCUGGCUGAAAACAUUGCAUACGGAGACAACAGCCGCAGCGUAACCAUGGACGAGAUCAUGGCAGCUGCUAAAGCAGCCAACAUUCAUAACUUCAUAAAAGAACUACCGCAGAAGUACAAUACUCAGGCAGGUGAUAAGGGGACGCAGCUGUCAGGUGGUCAGAAGCAGCGAGUAGCCAUAGCCCGAGCCAUCCUCCGCAACCCCAAAGUCCUGCUGCUGGACGAAGCCACGUCUGCUCUGGACACUGAGAGCGAGAAGAUGGUGCAGGAGGCCUUGGACCAAGCCAGCAAGGGCAGGACAUGUAUCAUUGUGGCCCACCGGCUUUCCACCAUUCGAAACGCUGACCGCAUCGUUGUCUUCCAAGGAGGAGUGGUGGUCGAACAGGGGACGCAUCAACAACUACUGGCAAAGAAGGGCGUCUACCAUAUGCUGGUCACCACACAGCUAGGCCAUGGGACAGAAUGAGAGGUCACGGGGAUCAAUACCAUAUCAGUUUCUGAUCUUUGAGGGCUGGUUAAGCACUUGUGCCUUGUAUCAGCUUCACAUUUGUCCAGUUAUACAAAUUCAUACAGAGCCGUUUCAGCAAAGAAGCUGAAGAGUGAAUGUAUUGACUGCAUCCUGUCAGCUAAACUCUAGUAUGAAGUCUAAAUACUCUGCUACUAUUGAUUAGUUGUCACUUUUAUGGAUUUUAGUCACAAAUUAUUUUGCCUUGUGACAUUCUGAAACUGCAUAAACACCUGGCACCAAAAAAGACUUACCAUGCUCACCAUGUUAAUGUUUAUUCAGUAUUUUGUAGAUCUUAAAAACACAGAUAUGCAACAAAAAAAAACACAUACCUCAGAGUAUAACCUUUAAUUGUUGUAGUUAACAGCAAUUAUGGAAUCACUUCUAAAAUAGAAUCACUGUAAUUAUGAAAAUUAGACUCUCGAUCGAACACAUUGCACAAAGAUCGGAUCCAAAUUCUGCACCUGGUUGAUUGACGGGGGAGAUUUUCCUCAAUAAAGGUAUAAGUUUGAAUUAUGAAAAGUUACGAAAACAUUCUUACAUGAUGUGUGUUGUUUCAGGUUUGCUUUCUCCAAAAUAUGAAGGAAAAACUAAAUUGUAAAGUUUUAAACUGGAAAUGUACAAGUAAACCAAGAAAUGUGUGAAAGCAUCAAAGCUUAAAGCAAUAUGCCUCGAAAAUAUACAAAACAGAAAGAAAUUGGAUGGAAUUAAGUAUUAUUAAGUCAUCAGAAGAAAAUAAGUGCAGUCAGCUAAAUAAAAUAAGAUUUGUAUCAUAUCUGUGUACAGUAUAUGGAUCUGUGGGUAGAAUGCUACAUAUUGUUUAUAGAUUGCUUUUACGGUUGAUAAUAGGGAAGUCCACUAUGAGUGUUUUUAUGAAUGAGAAACACACUCAGAAGCACUUUGUAGAACUAAGCCAAAGAUGAAAAGGAUGGAGAUAUAUAUAUAUAUAGAGAGAGAGAGAGAGAGAGUUUUAGUGGUUGCUGGAUCAAUAAUCUUUUUUCCUGGCUCUGUUUGCUAUAUCCACUCUAGUUUGCACUUUGUAACAUUGUUGACUUUCACUCCACCUCACAUUACAGUCAGAAAAUGAACGUUUUUGUCAAUGUGAGGCUACAUUCCACCGUAAGACAUAACUGUAUUCAUAGCUUAAAUGAGCAAAGCAGUGGCCAGUUUUUUUUUUUAAGGCAGAGCUGCAUGAUGCAGUUUUGUUUAGGGCAGAUUAUUCUUACAAUGUUUACCAGUCUGAGCUCAGAUUGUCAGUAAUAAUCUAAAUAAAGAUUACUAAACUAAAGUUUAGAUAAAAGCUCAAGUGCCUGAGCAGGUUAAUCCAGACAAACACUGUGUAAAAUAAAGGUUACAGAUGCAAGUUCUCAUUCAUGGUCUUCAGCCACGCUCACUAAAACACAAAUCUAUCUCUGGAUAACUAAUUAAUUUGUUAGAAUGUGCCUGUAUGGAACUAUUAAAGUUUUCUAUUUAAUAA
This is a messenger RNA of Cololabis saira (Pacific saury), 5454 nucleotides long. RefSeq names its product ATP-binding cassette, sub-family B (MDR/TAP), member 4 (gene abcb4). Gene Ontology annotation, cellular component: membrane. Gene Ontology annotation, molecular function: ABC-type transporter activity; ATP binding; ATP hydrolysis activity. NCBI's taxonomy places the organism in Eukaryota, Metazoa, Chordata, Actinopteri, Beloniformes, Belonidae. Gene Ontology annotation, biological process: transmembrane transport. The record is from RefSeq and is a predicted model, not a curated record. Bases 57 to 3938 code for a protein of 1293 amino acids. The transcript has 28 exons.